Messenger RNA from Pogoniulus pusillus (Red-fronted tinkerbird), 1442 nucleotides. RefSeq names its product alkaline ceramidase 1 (gene ACER1). Lineage: Eukaryota; Metazoa; Chordata; Aves; Piciformes; Lybiidae. Gene Ontology annotation, cellular component: endoplasmic reticulum; membrane. Gene Ontology annotation, biological process: sphingosine biosynthetic process; ceramide catabolic process. The transcript has 7 exons. The coding region runs from base 219 to 1010 and encodes 263 amino acids. The record is from RefSeq and is a predicted model, not a curated record.
GCUCUGGGCUCAUCCCAAAGCUCCCCCUAAGGAAGGUGCCAGGGUAUCUGCUGGUGGCUGCUCCUGGUGAGCUCACACCGUGGGCACUCCUUCAGAGCAAGAGCAGCAGGGCAGGGGCACUGCUGCUGCCUUGCUAGAAACCUUGGAACUCCCCAAGCUUCACCUCCUGCCCUGGCAGCAGUGCUGGCACAUCCCGAGGGAACACAGGUGGCCCAACCAUGCCCAGCAUCUUCUCCUACCUGAGCGCCGAGGUGGACUGGUGCGAAGGCAACUUCGAGCGCUCGCCUGUGAUCGCAGAGUACUACAACACUAUCAGCAAUGUCAGCUUCUUUCUGCUGUCCCCUGCCCUGCUCUACCUGAACCGGCAGUACCGGCAGCAGAGAGCCUUGCCCAUGUAUUUCGUCGCUGCCCUGCUCAUCUGCGUAGGAAUCUUCUCCAUGUACUUCCACAUGACCCUGAGCUACGUGGGUCAGCUCCUGGAUGAGCUCUCCAUCCUCUGGUCCCUGGCUGUGGCCUAUUCCUUUUGGUACCCAAAGGUUUACUUCCCCAGGUUCAUCAAGAGCAGGAAGCAUUUCUUCUGGCUGAGUGGAGUCACCACAGUCAUCAGUACCUUGAUGUCCUUCAUCAAGCCAGCUCUCAAUGCCUAUGCACUCAACUGCAUUGCCUUCCACCUGCUCUACCUGACCUGGCGUGAGCUGAAAAAGUGCAAGGACAGGAGGGUUCACAGGAUGGCUGCAGUCAUGGUGAUGUGGUGGGUCCUGGCCAUCAGCAGCUGGAUCAGCGACCGCUGGCUCUGCGGGCUCUGGCAGGCUAUCAACUUCCCCUACUUCCACAGCUUCUGGCACGUUCUGAUAGCCCUGUCCCUCCUCUACCUCUGCCCGCUGGUCAUCUACUUCGAUGUCAACUACGAGAUGCCAUGGUUCAGGCCAAAGCUUGGCUACUGGCCCAGCGACUCCUGGCCCAUUGUGGUGCCCUACAUUGCCCUGGAGGAGCCCCACAAGCAGUGCUAGAGCCAGCUGCCCGCAGGCACCCCUCGGGCACAGGGCGCACGAUGCCCGCAGGUGCCCCUGCGUGGGGGGGAAGCCUCAGCUGUGUGCCUGCUGCUCAGACAAGGGCAGCCUGGCUGGUGCAUGGGGCAGGGAGCAGCUGAGGCCUCGUGAUGCAGGGCAUGAAGCAGGGUGGGAGCCCACAGGUGCCUUGGAAGAACUCUGCCCAGGCUGGCGCUCAGGGGAAGCGAAGAUCUCCUCCUCCUCCUCCAGCAGAGGUCCGGGGAGAAGGGGAGGGAGUUGGUGCAGAUGCUUCUGCUGUGCCUUCUGCUGGCACCUCCUUGCUGACAGGAGCAGAGAGGAGAGCACAGAAGCCCAGGUGGGGCUGCUCUAUUGAUUGGUAUUGGUUGUAUGCAUCGAUGGAGGUGGUCUCGCUCCGGAGGGCUGUGCAUUAAA